Messenger RNA from Funneliformis caledonium, 945 nucleotides. The record is from the annotation of a GenBank genome assembly. NCBI's taxonomy places the organism in Eukaryota, Fungi, Glomeromycota, Glomeromycetes, Glomerales, Glomeraceae.
AUGGAAUCAUCACCUACUAGCGUAUUAACAUCAGCACCAGUCGAAAUUAGUAACCACAAGAAAAUUGAAUAUCCAUUCUGGUUUGGAGGAGCGGCAUCAUGUAUUGCAUGUACCGUUAGCCAUCCUUUGGACUUAACUAAAGUGAGAUUACAAACAACGCAAGGAUUAAACAAAGCAUCAACAAUUUAUACAAUGAUACGAAUAGUAAAAGAUGAAGGUAUUAGGGGAUUAUAUAGUGGAUUAUCCGCUAGUAUACUAAGACAAGCUACUUAUUCUACAAUGAGAUUUGGUGCUUAUGAAAAGUUAAAGACCGCAAUAUCAAAAAAUCAAGAGCAAUUAUCAUUUCCAAAAAAGAUUUUUUGUGCAUCAAUAUCAGGAUGUAUUGGAGGAGCUUUCGGUAAUCCAGCAGAUUUAGUUAUGGUUCGUAUGCAAAAUGAUGCAAAGCUGCCAUCACAUUUACGUAGAAAUUAUAGACAUGCUUUUGAUGGACUUUAUCGUAUUGUGAAAGAAGAUGGAUUUACAGGUCUUACAAGAGGAAUCGUACCAAAUAUGAAUCGUGCUAUUUUAAUGAAUUCAUCUCAAUUAGCUUCUUAUGAUCAAUUUAAACAAAUGUUACUAUCUACUAAAUUUUUUAAAGAUAAUAUUAUUACUCAUUUUACUUGUAGUGUUUUGGCGGGUUUGGUAGCUACUACUAUUUGUUCACCUGUUGAUGUCAUCAAAACUCGUGUUAUGAAUUCUUCAUCAGAAGCAAAGAGUACUUUAGUAGUUUUAACAACUAUAAUUCGUAAAGAAGGACCUUUAGCAUUAUUUAAAGGAUGGGUACCGGCUUUUGUAAGGUUAGGGCCACAUACCGUUGUUACCUUUAUGGUACUUGAACAGAUUAAGAAUUUAUAUCAUAAAAAGUUGGAUUUAAAUGUUAAAAAACCUGAACCUGCAACCGUUUAA